AUGACUUUCAGCGUGGCACUGUCACAGGAUGACACCCAGUCCCACACGUCACUUAGUGCUCGCAUUGCCAAAUGGAAAUGUCUACCAGCAGCAAUCUCUGAGCGUUAUUGUGAGAGAACCUCAAGGAAUAGGACUGCUGGGGGAUGCUACGACUGUGGGUCUGAUUGUCAGCAAAGAGCUUGGACCACAGUCCCCUCACAUGUAAGGGUGAAUCAUAAUACAGACCGGGACCCUGAUCUAAACAGCCAUCAUCAGACAACAGCUCCACUGUGUUAUCAAGGUGAAAUUAUAAUGAUAAACGUGCAAAUUAUGGAGCACUUACUGGACUCCUAA
Molecule: messenger RNA, 333 nt
Organism: Pelobates cultripes (western spadefoot toad)
Lineage: Eukaryota; Metazoa; Chordata; Amphibia; Anura; Pelobatidae
Source: the annotation of a GenBank genome assembly